AUAAACAGUUAUAUCUCCUAAGAAUAUUAGUUAAAACGCACAUGCAAUAUGUGCUAAUCUAAUUAGGGAAUCCAAAAAUAGAACAUGCUAAAAUGAUUAUGUAUAAUUGCAUUUUCUGGGGAAACUUUAUCAAAAUAUCUGUCAGUGCACAUAUUUCAGUCAAUAUGACAAAUAUCUUGUUCUAUUAUUUCAUCUUCCCAUUUUUAGUUUCUUCCAUAUUUGGUAUUGAGACAAACGAGCAGCCUCAAGGAGGUGAAAAAGAAGAACCUGUCAUAAGGGAACCUAGAUCUCCUAGUCCUAGGGGAGGAGGAGGACAUGGAGUUGGGGGCUUUGGAGGACAUGCAUUUGGUGGUGUUGGGGGGCAUGGAUUUGGAGGUUUUGGCGGACAUGGAGGAGGUAGAGGCCUAGGGGAUGGAAGUGGUUUAGGCAGAGCCUUCGCUGGUUUGGGGCGAGGGUACGCUGCGGGUAGAGGAGGAUUUGUAGUGCCACCUUCUUUUCUCUUGAGAAGACACCAAGAACAAUCAUUCUAGAAAUCUAGCUUUGUGUUGCAAUAUGUAGGGAUGACUGUGAUUUCAUCAAAUCAAAAUUAAACCUUGUUUACAUUUGUGUGAUAAGGUUGUAGGAUAUUUAAAAUGAAACCCAAAUUUAACAAUACUUAUUAAAAAAUGUAUUUUUACAAUUAAAAUAUAUAUUACAGGUGCUAUGUAUAGACUCUAUCUACAAUAUAUAGGCACAUAAUAUCGCAAAUAUACAAAGUGUAACAUUACAUAAUUAAUAAAUGUAUAACAUUAAAUAAUGUACACAUUAUUAUUGUAACGGCGAACCAGUUAAAAUAUCGUAAAG
Acanthoscelides obtectus is the source of this 843-nucleotide messenger RNA. The record is from the annotation of a GenBank genome assembly. Lineage: Eukaryota; Metazoa; Arthropoda; Insecta; Coleoptera; Chrysomelidae.